Morchella sextelata is the source of this 1776-nucleotide messenger RNA. RefSeq lists its product as uncharacterized. The record is from RefSeq and is a predicted model, not a curated record. NCBI's taxonomy places the organism in Eukaryota, Fungi, Ascomycota, Pezizomycetes, Pezizales, Morchellaceae. Gene Ontology annotation, biological process: protein phosphorylation. Gene Ontology annotation, molecular function: ATP binding; protein kinase activity; protein binding. The transcript has 5 exons. Bases 1 to 1776 code for a protein of 591 amino acids.
AUGUCUGAAACGCCUGAAGAUUCGGCGCCUCUUCUCCCCUCACGCAAGGGGAAUGAAAAAAGAUUUGAAGAAAAUCUUUUUGCCUCUAUUCAGGAUGCACGAGCCUUGAAAUUGACUGUCAUCCCGGACACCUAUUUGAAUGUCCCCCCUAGCCCUGUUACCCAUCCUGGGGAACAGAUUUUUGUCACCGAAAGGCAUGGGAUCAUGUUGCGAUUGUUGAAUAUCUCUUCUCGCCGUCCGGACUUGUUUGUUCGUUUUUAUGGGUGGUAUGAAAAUAGACCUGGAGGAGAUGUAUUUUUUGCCAUGGAGUACUUCAAAGACCGUGACCUCGCGAGAUACAAGGCUGUAGAUUGUGGAGGUCAUCCCAUGGAGCAAGGGCUUGUGAUCAAUCUGACCAGGAAACUCCUAAAAGGUCUUGUGUAUCUUCACAAAGAAGGCCUUGCUAACUUUAAUUUGAGACCAGAGCACAUACUCAUCUCAAACAAAAAAUCCCUAUCUGUCAGGAUUGCCAACUUCGGAAUAUCCAUAUCCAGGCCGGUCUUGGGACAAGUAGAGUAUCAUAACAGAUACAAAGCGCCAGAGGUGAUUGGAAUUCUACCUGCUGCAAUUACCCCUGCCGUGGAUAUGUGGUCCUUGGGCUGUAUUGUGCAUGAGAUGUUGGCUCAUCAUUCACCAUUUGUGGUCGUGCCAAAAGACUUCAAGGAAGAGUUUGACUGUUUCUCCGAUUCGGUGUUCGCGCCCUCCGGGGAUUGGAAUGAUUCCCCUAAUGUUCGAGAUCUUCGUCCAGACCUUUGCAGUGGCAUUAUCAAAUUCGAAUAUCGAGCCCUGCAAGAAAUUGGGUACGAUGUUACCUGUAGGGCUGUUUCCUUUCUUAGAAGACUCUUUGUUAUCGAUCCAGCGCAGCGAGCUUCUGCAGCGGAAGCCCUGAACGACCUAUGGGUAUUUUCCGACCGCGAACUUCGUGGUCAAUUGCAGCAAAUUGGAGUUGACAUUGAUCCCCUGCACGUCGCAGCAUUCUUGGCCAGUUAUGACAAAGAAGACUACAUCCAAAACGGUAACGGUCUUAUCAGUGCUCUAUUGGCUGAGAAGAUGACGCAGGAUAUCGGAAGCCUGGUGUUCAGGAGCGUUACCAUGGGCUUCAUAGUACUCACAGAUAUGUUAUUGGAUGUUUACCGUGAGUCGCAAAUGUCUGGGGGUCUUCACAGACCUGUUCUUGAGUACUUCCGGGUUAAUCCCAGAUUGCCCGGAAACGUUGAGCAUUCCAUCCAGUUCCAGUCAUUCUUGCAAAGAGCAGCCGGUCGUGGGAAUCUCGCGAUGGUGAAACUUCUUCUUAAGAGAGGCGUAAGUAAAGUCAAUGAACCCCAUGUGCAAAGCUUUCAUCAGGAAAGGGUCAACCAAAUUGGUCGUACUGCAUUGCAGGCAGCGGCCGAAAAUGGACACCUCGAGGUAGUAAGAUAUCUUAUCAAGAACGGUGCCGAUGUAAUCAAUGAUACACCCUGCAUCAAGAGUGGCCGCACAGCACUACAGGCAGCAGUGGAGAAUGGUCACCUUUCAGUGGCCAGGGUGUUGUUGGAAAAUGGCGCUGAUGUAAACGCCCCACCAGCCGAGUACAACGGCCAGACUGCGUUGAACGCUGCAAGGAUCAGACGUGAUGAGCAGUUGUACAAAAUUUUGCUGGAGCAUGGAGCUGAGGACCACAGCACUGGUCUGGGCGGCCCAGAGUGGUACGAGGAGGAGUUGGGAGAGGCUGCGUAUACUGCCGGCUUAUUGGAUUAA